Eruca vesicaria subsp. sativa (arugula) is the source of this 2055-nucleotide messenger RNA. Lineage: Eukaryota; Viridiplantae; Streptophyta; Magnoliopsida; Brassicales; Brassicaceae. The record is from the annotation of a GenBank genome assembly.
GCCCACUUCAAUACAUACAUGUAUCUACAAGCUCUCCUAUUGCCUUGUUCUACUUUAUAGCCUUGAGACUCUUUCUGCACUUAAAUCAUUUCACUUCUCAUUCUGGAUCAAGAUAGUCUUUAAAAGACUCUAAAUCUUUCCAAGAUUCAAAUCUACAGAGAGAUCUUAAGAUUCUAUAGCCUCACUCUUGUUUCUAAAAAUGGGUAGCGAGAUUCAUCAAUCCGGCGAGACCGUACGUUUCUUGAUUCAUUUACUCAACGGAAGAUGGUUCAUGGUCUUUGCUUCUUUCCUCAUCAUGGCUUGCGCUGGAGCCACUUACCUCUUCGGGACUUACUCUAAAGAUAUCAAAUCCACUCUCGGUUAUGACCAGACAACGUUGAACCUCUUAGGUUUCUUUAAAGAUCUCGGAGCAAACGUGGGAGUCAUGUCCGGACUCAUAGCUGAAGUCACACCGACUUGGUUCGUCCUCAUCAUCGGCUCCGCCAUGAACUUCGUGGGCUACUUCAUGAUCUGGCUUACCGUUACAGGGAAAGUAGCUAAACCAAAAGUUUGGCAGAUGUGUCUCUACAUAUGCAUUGGAGCCAACUCUCAGAACUUUGCAAACACAGGAGCUUUGGUUACUUGUGUCAAAAACUUCCCUGAGAGCAGAGGAGUUAUGCUUGGUCUGCUCAAAGGUUACGUUGGAUUAAGUGGAGCAAUCAUGACGCAGCUUUACUUUGCGAUUUACGGUAACGACUCCAAGUCUUUGAUUCUGUUGAUCGCUUGGUUACCUGCUGUGGUCUCCCUUGUGUUUGUGUAUUCCAUAAGAGAGAAGAAAGUUGUGAGGCAGAGGAAUGAGAUUAAUGUGUUUUACAACUUCCUUUACAUCUCCAUCUUCUUGGCUUUGUUCCUCAUGGCUAUGAACAUCGCCGAGAAGCAAGUUCAUUUCACCAAAGCUGCUUACGUUACAAGCGCUACUAUAUGUUGUGUCUUACUCUUUGUUCCUCUCACCGUCGCGGUUAAGCAAGAGAUUGAAGUGUGGAACAUGAAGAAGUUGGAAGUGCCUAGCGAGGUCAAGGUCGAGAAGCCCACAAAAGAAAUUGAUCUCAAGGAGGAUGGAGAAGAAAAGGAGAUGAAAUCUUGUUUAUUGACUGUAUUUAAUCCACCGUCAAGAGGGGAAGACUACACAAUACUACAAGCAUUGUUAAGCCUAGACAUGAUAAUACUAUUUUUAGCAACUUUCUGCGGUUUAGGAUCAAGCUUGACGGCUGUAGACAACCUAGGACAAAUAGGGGAAUCACUCGGCUAUCCGAGCCAUACGGUUAGCUCUUUUGUGUCUUUGGUCAGCAUAUGGAACUACUUCGGUCGUGUGUUCUCUGGUUUUGUCUCUGAAUAUUUGCUUGCCAAGUAUAAAUUACCUAGACCGCUCAUGAUGACAUUAGUCCUCUUAUUAAGCUGUGCUGGCCACCUACUCAUCGCCUUCCCGGUACCAGGCUCGGUCUACAUAGCAUCCAUUCUAAUGGGAUUCUCUUUCGGCGCGCAGCUUCCUUUGCUAUUUGCUAUCAUAUCAGAACUAUUCGGGCUCAAGUACUUCUCUACAUUGUUCAAUUGUGGACAGCUUGCUAGCCCGCUUGGAUCUUACAUCUUGAACGUUCGUGUCACGGGAAUGCUUUAUGAUAGAGAGGCCAUGAAGCAGUUAACGGCUCGGGGGCUAACUCGAAAAGAUGUGAAAGACUUGACUUGCUUAGGAAGUCAAUGCUAUAAAUUGCCGUUUGUGAUUUUGGCUGCGGUGACGUUCUUUGGAGCGCUUGUGUCGUUGGGUCUAGCGAUAAGGACGAGAAAGUUUUAUCAAGGUGAUAUCUACAAGAAGUUUAGGGAGAGUCAUGAGUCCGAUCAGUCUGUAAUGGUCUCUGACUCAAGAAAGUCUUGAUGAGUCAAAAAAGAAAAGAUGUUGAAAUUUAUUUGUAUAAUCAUUACCAGACAAAUUACAUAUUAUGUCUGUUGAAUUAUAGAUGAAUAUUUUUUUUAUAGAGAUCCGCUUCUUUACAUAUUACAAAAUGAAAGAGUUCACCUUAA